Cydia fagiglandana is the source of this 14428-nucleotide messenger RNA. It is a transcript of the gene kl-3, whose product is annotated as dynein axonemal heavy chain 8. Gene Ontology annotation, cellular component: axonemal dynein complex. The coding region runs from base 83 to 14095 and encodes 4670 amino acids. The record is from RefSeq and is a predicted model, not a curated record. Gene Ontology annotation, molecular function: ATP binding; dynein light intermediate chain binding; ATP hydrolysis activity. Gene Ontology annotation, biological process: microtubule-based movement; intein-mediated protein splicing. The transcript has 91 exons. NCBI's taxonomy places the organism in Eukaryota, Metazoa, Arthropoda, Insecta, Lepidoptera, Tortricidae.
UGACACUUACGUCAAUCAAUUUAUAAUAGAGAGGCUGUUUGUGCAUAUUGCAUUAUUUAAUUGAAUUGAUUUUCUUAAAGCCAUGGCAGACGAGGCUGGUGGUGCGGAAGCUCCGCCUGCCGAAGGCCCGGAAACGAGUGAUGACAAAAAAAAAGCGGAAGACAUUGACUACACUGCGGAGAAAAUUGAAAGUUUAACACACAUUGCCCACCGCAAAGCUUCUUUGUUUCCGCAAUCACAGGCCGCUCAGGAACGGGUUGAAGUGGACCGAACCGCGCUUGAGGCUAUCCUUGACGUCGGGUCACGGCUGAAAAGCAUCCAGAAGAAAAGCAAAGUUUCUAUGAGCGCUUUGGCAUUAGGCCAAGAGUCUUAUAAAGAGAAGCAAGCUAAGGCAAAGGAGGCGCGUAACAAUCGCGUGGGAGGUCUGAAGACUCAGCACAGGUUUUUACUCGAGAUGGCAGGCGCAAUUUUGAAUAGAAAGUCAGAAUAUAUACUGGAAGGUGUCUACGAUGCGGAUAUACAUAUUGAUUUGUUGGACAGUGCAGUCGCUGAAGGAGGCCGCAACUGUAUAGUUCUCUGCGAUGCCUUGUUACCACCAGUAAAAAUGGAAUCCGGCCGAUUUGUGCCUAACCAAAAAGGCAGGAUGGAGCGAACUUAUAUUUCAGACGCUUCGUCUAUAGGCACUUGCGGACGAUGUAUCGCUAUGUAUAGGAUUAAAAACAAACUCAUUGACACUAAAAAUGUUGCCGACGAUUAUUAUUUGGUCUUCAUUGACAUGGACCAAGAGACGGAAAACGUAGUAUCCGGAAUAUACAAGAUGUUGAUGAACGCCUAUGUGCCCGCUCUAAAGGCGUGUAAGGCGUGGGGCGAUAUCAACCCCCCAAAUCCUAAGAGCGAUGAUAUAAUAAAAACGUACUUGUCUAAAAUUACCUUGUUCUUCGAUUAUUUAGCAAAGACAAAAGUCGACUUGGAUUGCUGCACGAGAUUUAAAGUGAAUGAGGUAUUAUAUGAGCAACAUCUGUCCGAUGAAGAGAAAAUGAAAAUAGCUAUUACAAAAACUUACGUCUUGGAAGAAAUUUGCACUUUCGUCAAACAGUGGAUGAGACAGAUUACUAUGGUUUUAGUACAAAGCCAGCAGCUAAGAAGAGAACCGUCCAACAUUGGUCCUUUGGCUGAACUGGACCAUUGGAGACGCCAACUCACUACGUUCACUUCAAUCAUAGAACACAUCAAAAGUGACUUAUGCCAGAUGUAUAUACAUACACUUAUCCGGGCUAAAUCAAAACUUAUAAAGAAAUGGAAAUUACUGGACAACCAAGUUACCGAUUAUUAUAAUGAAGCAUAUGAUAACGUUAAAUAUUUAUAUGCUUUGGAAAAGUAUUGCGAGCCGUUAUAUAGAUGUGAUCCACAUACUAUGGAACAAUAUAUACCUGGACUUAUAUACACCGUGCGCAUGGUAUAUGCUACCUCUCGUUAUUACAACACCACUAAACAAAUAUCAACAUUGCUGGUCAAAGUCACGAAUCAAAUCCUCAAUAUGUGCAUGGAGUAUUUGACCAAAAAUGGAAAAAAGACUAUUUGGAAUCAAGAUAAACUAAACUUUAUCAGUAAGGCAUUGUUUUGUCUGGGUUUAUACAGCUUUUACCGUGAAUGUUAUGAUGAGACACAAAAAGAAAUGCAAGAGGCAGCGGACGAAAAACCUUUCGGUUGCUCCGAAAUGUACAUAUUCGGAAAAUUCGAGACUUUCAGGAGAAGACUUAUUAAGAUUAUAGAUUUGUUCCAAACUUAUAUAACUUAUUAUAUAUUAAAUAAGACCACUUUAGAGGGCAUCGAAGAACAUGCGGCAUUGUUUAAUAAAUUCUUUAAAUCUAUAUCGACAAAAACCUAUGACGCACUGGAUCAUAGACGGCCUGACUUUGACAGGGAUUACAAGAUCUAUAAAGACGCUGUUGCUAAUCAAGAAGUGUUAUUAGAAAACUUUAUGAUAAAUAGCGUCAACAAAUGUCCCACGACUGAAAUAGCUUUGCAUUUGCUGAAACGCUUCGAGAAUCUCAAGUUAGGUUGUUUGUAUCUUGAAGAUCAAUACUAUGAUUUGAUAAGCAAGUUUACAGCCGAGAUUGAAUCAUUACGUGACAGGUAUAAUGAGGAGAGAGAGAACCCGGACGUACCUUGGAACAUGCCUCCCGUGUCCGGAAGAAUUAUGUGGAUAAGGUUCUACGAUAAAAAUAUUCAAGGUCCCAUGGCAGAGUUCAAGAAGCAAGAUGAGAUUAUAACGCAUAUGAACACGCAGAGAUGUAUAAAACUUUUUAAUGUCAUGUACAUAGUGUUUACUGAAUUCGAGUUAAUUUACCACAAAGCUUGGGCUGAAAAUGUUGGUCAGGUCAGACUGGGCCUGAUAGCGCCACUUCUCAUAAGGCACCCGACGACAAAUCUGUAUAUCGUUAAUUUCAAUAUUUUUAUUCCCGAAUGUAUCAGAGAGGUCGAAUAUAUGUGGCAAUUAGGACUAAGUGUACCAGAUUCAGCGCAGGUCGUCGCAUAUUGUAAAGAUCAAAUAUUAGCGAAUUUCGAAAAAAUUAAAUAUUUAGUGGACCGAAAUAACAAAAUUAGAAAGAGUAUGCCAAAACUAUAUCUGCCGCUGCUCCGAGCGCAGCUCGUGAAGUUGGAAAAAGCUUUCCAGCCCGGCCUCUCUACAAUUACUUGGACAUCCCUCGAGAUACCGGCGUACUGUAGUGCCAUUGAAAUCGUGCUUGAUGAAGUCGAUUUGUUUGUUAAAGAGGUGAUAGAUAUCAAAGAAGCUCGAAUUGAUGCUAUUUUGCAAUCCAUCGCCAAGACCUUAUUGGUAUUAUUGCCUGAACAAGCGGUUGAUCCAAAUGUGUUCUACGAAGAUAAUCUGACGAGACGUGAUGAUAUUGCGACGGAGUUGCAACACAAAUCAUGGAAUGCAGAAACAGCUGUGAUUGAACUUGUCAACAAAUUUCUGGACAGUGUUCCUAGCCAAGCAGUAAAAGAUCUAAAGAAUAAAUGGCUUGAUCCGGAUAAAGCCUUGAAACCAGUUACUUCAGCUACAAGAGUAUUUCCAGAAGACGCUGCUUUCUUGGAGGUAGAAAAUCCGGAUCGUUUUGAACCUCAGCACGCUAUAAAUGAAAGUAACGAACUCUUUGCAUAUUUUGCUACAAAGUGCUUUGAAGCACUUAUUAAAUGCACUCGGACGAGUCUUGAUUUGUUGAGACGCAGAGCUUCUGUCUCUAGCUUCUUAACGAUGACAACUGAUCCAGAAGAACAAAAGAAACUCAAACCACUAAUGAAGACAAUGAUGUAUUUACAAAUACCUCGUAUUUUAAUUACACCAACAUUAGAUGAGAUACAGUCUGCUUUCUCUCAAGUCGUGUUGAAUUGCAUCAUGGACACUCACAGAAACGUUUUUCAAUGGAGUCAACAAGAACUUAUACUGAAAGAAGGAGUCGGCUCGUCAACUGGAAAAUCAAGUUCAAUGCUAUCUAAAAGAGGAUCAAUGGUUGGUGGAGUCAAAACUUACUUCCGCAUGGUGUCCGAGCAUAAAGAUGUUGUUCGUGCCGUUAUGGCUUUACAGGGAAUGAUGUAUAUGUAUAAACCUGACAUUGAAAAGUUAUUGAAGGGUUACGGUAGAUAUUCUUACUUGUGGGCAGAGGAUAGAGUGCAGCAAGUUCAAGAAUUUGUCGAUUCUAACCCGUUGAACGUUAUUAUCAGAGACAUGUUGAAGCAGUACGAAGGACAAACGGAAGAAGUGAACAACUUACCAGAGAGGCAUAUUAUUGGAUCUAUACAAAUUAAUAUGGAUAAUGUCAAGUUGGGUUUACAUGUUGAAUCUAUUGAAUGGAAGAGGCUUUUGGGCAAACUGCUGAGUGUGGCCUAUAAGGAGCGCGUACUUAAAAUGAUGCAAUUCAUCAACGACCGAAUGAAGGCAAUGGGGAAGAAGAUCAAGGAUUUAGAUGACGUUCGUGUCGCGAUGCUGUGCCUCGAAAUGAUUCGAGAUGCAUUUAUUGACAUGGACAUGGAACUGGAUUUAAUCGAAGAAAGUUACGCGACAUUCCAUCAAUUUAACAUUGACAUUUCCAAAGAAGAUUCUGAUAUGGUUGACGGGCUGCGCUAUGCAUUUACUAAUAUGUUAGAGACUGCUGCUUCAGUACAACAAAGAAUAGUCGAUAUGCAAGGUCCAUUGCAGACGGAGUUGACCUCUGGCGUAUCGACUUUCAAUGAAGAGGUGCUCAAGUUUGACGCUGAUUACGACGCCUUUGGACCUAUGACUCCGGGAUUAACAGCUCGGGAAGCUAGUGACAGAGUCAUAUUGUUUCAAUCGAGAUUUGAUGAACUAUGGAGAAGAUUUGAAAUGUAUUCCAGUGGUGAAAAACUGUUUGGCAUGGAGGUUAGGGAUUACCCCAUCCUACACGAAAAGAAAAAACAGUUCAACUUACUUAAUAAGCUGUAUAGUUUAUAUUUGGCCGUGAUGAACUCCAUCGAUGGAUACUUUGAAACUCCGUGGAUAGCAAUUGAUAUCGAGGCCAUAAUUAAUCAAUUGGGAGAGUUCGACAAAAGGUGUCGUAUGCUGCCAAGAGCGAUGAAAGAUUGGCCUGCAUUUAUUGAAUUGAAAAAAAAGAUUGACGACUUCAACCAGACUUGUCCACUGCUAGAAUUAAUGGCUGACAAGUCCAUGAAAGAUCGCCAUUGGAAGAGACUGGAAAAACUAUUAGGUUGUAUUUUGGAUGUGGAAUCACCAACGUUUACAUUGGCGAACGUAAUGGAAGCACCAUUAUUGAAAUACAAAGAAGAUGUCGAGGAUAUCUGCAUAAGUUCAGUGAAAGAGAAGGACAUCGAAUCGAAGCUAAAACAAGUCAUAGUUGAUUGGGCUGUUGUUGAUUUAACAUUUGCACCUUUCAAGAAUCGUGGAGAUUUACUAAUAAAGGCUCAAGAUACCUUGGACAUUAUUACGAUGCUUGAAGACAGUUUGAUGGUAUUGAACUCCUUGGCGUCAAAUCGAUACAACGCUCCAUUUAAAAGAGAUAUUGUAUUAUGGAUCAAUAAACUGGUAAGCACCAGCGAAAUUCUCGAAAGGUGGCUGAUAGUACAGAACUUGUGGAUGUAUCUGGAGGCUGUGUUCGUGGGAGGCGACAUAGCUAAGCAACUGCCUGCAGAGGCUAAGCGAUUUGCGACAAUCGACAAGACAUACGUUAAGAUAAUGUACCGUGCUCGAGACAUUGUAAACUGCGUUGAGGUUUGCACAUCGGAUGACAGUCUAAAACAGCUACUGCCGCAUUUGCUGGAACAACUAGAGGCUUGUCAGAAGUCUCUUACCGGAUAUCUUGAAACAAAGAGACUUAUUUUCCCACGGUUUUUCUUCGUCUCAGAUCCAGUGCUGCUGGAGAUUCUUGGUCAGGCUUCAGAUCCUCAUUCAAUUCAGCCGCAUUUGCCCAGUAUUUUCGACGCACUCAACACGGUUGACUUCGAUGACAAGGAAAGGAUUGCCGUUAUGAAUUCUGAUAAUGGAGAAAAAAUACCGUUGGAAAGACCAGUUGUCUGCGCGGGUGGUGUCGAGAAUUGGUUGAAUGUCUUACUAGACACUAUGAAAGAUACCGUUCGAAAUGUGAUUGCAAAUAUUGCACAAACAAUGGCUGGAGAUCCAGAAUUUGAAUUUUUAGUAGGAUUUUGGACAUUCCCAGGGCAGGCGGGUCUCUUAGGCAUGCAAAUCCUAUGGACAAGUGACGCUGAAUAUGCACUUAAGAAAGCUAGAGCAGAUCGUUAUAUAAUGCGUAUUACCAACCAGAAAAACCUCGAUUUACUAAAUGGCUUAAUCGAUUAUACCGUUAAAGAUCUUCUUCCUUUGGAAAGAACUCAGAUAGAGACCAUGAUUACAAUCCACGUACAUCAGAGAGACAUCUUUGAUGAUCUUGUGAAGCUGAGGAUAAAAUCACCAGGAGACUUUGAAUGGCAAAAACAGGCUCGGUUCUACUACUUUGAGGAUACAGACGACUGUCUUGUGUGCAUCACAGAUGUCACCUUUUUGUACCAGAACGAGUAUUUGGGCAUCACCGAGCGGCUGGUAAUCACACCUCUAACGGAUCGAUGCUACAUAACACUAUCACAAGCUAUUGGAAUGAAUAUGGGUGGAGCUCCGGCCGGGCCUGCUGGUACUGGCAAGACUGAGACCACCAAGGACAUGGCUCGAACCCUAGGCAAACUGGUCAUCGUGUUUAACUGCUCGGAUCAGAUGGACUUUAGAGGUUUAGGUCGUAUUUAUAAAGGCUUGGCACAGUCCGGGACAUGGGGCUGCUUUGAUGAAUUCAAUCGUAUUGAAUUACCUGUGCUCUCUGUAGCAGCGCAGCAAAUUUACAUUUGCCUUACUGCAAGGAAAGAAAAGAAGGAAUUCUUUAUAUUCAGUGAUGGCGAUACAGUGAGCCUAAACCCAGAAUUUGCAUUUAUCAUCACGAUGAACCCUGGUUACGCCGGAAGACAGGAACUCCCUGAAAAUUUGAAGAUCCAGUUCCGUUCUGUAGCCAUGAUGGUGCCCGACAGACAGAUUAUCAUUCGUGUCAAAUUGGCUAGUUGCGGUUUCAAAGAAAACAUUUUACUAGCACGCAAAUUCUUCACAUUGUACAAGCUGUGCGAAGAACAGUUGUCCAAACAGGUACAUUAUGACUUCGGACUUCGCAAUAUUCUAUCCGUGUUGAGGACUAUGGGUGCUCAGAAACGUGCUAACCCCGACAGUACUGAAGAGAACAUUAUGAUGAGAGUAUUAAAGGAAAUGAAUGUGUCAAAACUAGUAGACGAGGAUGAACCACUGUUCGUAUCUUUGAUCGAGGAUCUGUUUCCGGGAAUGAAGCUAACUCAAACAGUGCAAAGAGAAAUGCAGCGUGCUAUAACUGUGGUGACCGAACGCACAGGCCUGGUGAAUCAUCCCGACUGGAACUUGAAGAUAAUUCAGUUGUACGAGACUUCCCUCGUGCGGCACGGUCUGAUGACCAUGGGCCCUACUGGGUCUGGCAAGACUACUUGUAUUCAUAGUUUAAUGGCAGCGUUAACUGUAAUUGGGAAACCGCAUAAAGAGAAUCGGAUGAAUCCAAAGGCUAUAACUGCUCCUCAAAUGUUCGGACGACUAGAUGUCGCGACUAACGAUUGGACAGACGGUAUUUUCUCUACUUUAUGGAGACGAGCGUUAAAAGUAAAGAAGUCUGAUACUACGUGGAUUGUCUUAGAUGGUCCUGUUGACGCUGUGUGGAUUGAAAAUUUAAACUCCGUAUUGGAUGAUAAUAAGACUCUAACUCUAGCUAAUGGUGAUCGUAUACCCAUGGCGUCUAAUAGCAAAUUGGUGUUUGAGCCAGACAACGUCGACAAUGCUUCGCCGGCCACAGUUAGCCGAAUGGGGAUGGUAUUCUUGUCGUCAUCUGUGUUAAAAUGGCAGCCCAUAUUAGAGGGUUGGCUAAAGAAAAGGACUCAAAAAGAAGCUGACUCUUUGCGUAAUGCGUUUAACAAGAUUUAUGAUGAAGUUCAUGCAUAUGUACAACAGAAGCUACCAGCCAAAAUGAAAUUACUUGAAGCCAUUUAUAUCCGGCAAUGUAUCGAUGUUCUUACUGGACUGCUUUCCAUUGAGAUUCCUAGUGGAAAAAGUCACACGGAUCGACAUUUGGAACGCCUCUUUAUCUUUUCCAUGAUGUGGUCGUUGGGGGCCGUAUUAGAACUGGACGCUCGCACAAAAAUGGCCGAGUUUUUCACUAAACUACCUGUUAAAAUGGACUAUCCGGGUGGCAAAGCGAAAGAAUGGGUUAUGCCAUUCGAGUACAUGGUCAAUCCAGCUGGACAAUGGCAACAUUGGUCCGAAAGCGUUGAAGAUUAUAUUUACCCGAGUGACAGCGUGCCUGAAUAUGCUUCAAUUUUAGUCCCUAACGUCGACAAUGUCUGUAUUACAUUCUUGAUCGAUACGAUUGCUAAACAGAAUAAGGCUGUAUUGCUGAUUGGUGAACAGGGAACUGCUAAGACAGUAAUGUUGAAGGGUUAUAUGUCAAAAUACGACAAUGAGGUCAAACUUUUCAAAAUGAUAAACUUUUCUUCUGCCACUACACCAAAUAUGUUUCAGAGGAUUGUAGAAUCUUAUGUGGAGAAGAGAGUAGGAAUGACGUACGGCCCUCCCGGUAACAGAGCCAUGACUGUCUUCGUAGAUGACAUCAACAUGCCCGUUGUCAACGAAUGGGGUGAUCAGGUCACCAAUGAAAUAGUACGUCAAAUGAUGGAGUGUGGUGGAUUCUAUUCAUUGGAAAAACCCGGAGAAUUCAUAAUUAUAGCCGAUAUACAAAUGUUCGGUGCAAUGAUUCAUCCAGGUGGCGGUCGAAAUGACGUCCCUCCUCGACUAAAGAGACAAUUUAACGUAUUCAAUUGUACAUUACCAAGCGAUGUAUCGAUGGAUAAGAUAUUCGAAACCAUCAGUGCUGGAUAUUUCUGCAAGACUCGCUUCGACAAGAAGCUUGUAGAAUUUAUGCCAAAGCUAGUGCCUGUAACGCGCGUAAUUUGGCAGCAGACAAAGGCCAAAAUGCUGCCAACUCCAGCAAAGUUCCAUUACGUGUUCAAUCUUCGUGAUUUGUCUCGAAUAUGGGAAGGCAUUCUUUUUAUCAAAAGAGAAGAGCUGCAAAGUAUUAAUACUGCUUUAAAACUCUGGUUCCACGAGUGUUUAAGAGUAAUUUCUGACAGAUUCACAACAUUCGACGAUAAAGACUGGUUUGUAGAGAACUUUUGGAAAACUGCAGCUAGGGAAAUGCCAGAAUAUAUAGCCGACUUUCCCGAAGGACAGACAUACUUUGUCAACUUCCUGCGGGAGCCUCUUGAUCCCACUGGGGAUGAAGAUGAAGAGUUCACUUUUGAAGCGCCCAAAAUUUACGAAGAAUUGCCGUCAUGGGAAUUUGUUCUUAUGAAGUUGGGAAGUUUCCAAGAUCUAUAUAACGAACAAGUUAGAGGAUCUUCUUUGGAUCUGGUGUUUUUCCUUGAUGCGAUGGUUCACUUAUUUAUAGUUUCGAGGAUCAUAAAUACACCAAGAGGUAACGCCCUUCUUGUGGGAGUUGGUGGUUCUGGCAAGCAAAGUUUGACAAAAUUGGCUUCUUUUAUUGCAAAUUUUGCAUUCUAUCAGAUAACUUUAACCAGAUCAUACAACGUGAGCAACUUUAUGGACGACAUUAAAUAUUUAUAUCGCGUCGCUGGUUUACAAGGAAAGGGCAUUUCCUUCAUAUUUACUGAUAAUGAUAUAAAGGACGAACAGUUCUUAGAGUUCCUUAAUAAUAUUCUGAGCUCAGGAGAAAUCGCCAAUCUGUUUGCUAAGGAUGAAAUGGACGAAAUGUUAAGCGAAUUGACUCCCAUCAUGAAAAAAUAUGCACCAAGAAGGAUUCCAGUGCCUGACGUGUUAUAUGAAUACUUCAUUAUGAGAUCUAGAGCUAAUCUACAUGUAGUGUUGUGCUUCUCUCCGGUGGGUGAGAAAUUUAGAAGCAGAGCGAUGAAGUUUCCUGGAUUGAUUUCUGGAUCAGUAAUGGAUUGGUUCCAAAAAUGGCCAAAACAAGCGCUUAUUGAAGUGGCUGACCAUUUCCUGAGAGAGUUCCAUGUCGUCUGUGCUCCAGAAACAAAAACUAUGCUGAUUGAGAUUAUGGGCAUGGUUCAAGAUGACGUGGCAGAGGCGUGCGUUAUGUACUAUGACAGAUUUAGGCGACAGGCACACGUUACUCCAAAGUCAUAUUUAUCCUUUUUGGAAGGCUACAAGGUGCUUUAUAAAGAGAAGCACGAAAAUAUCGCAGAAAUGGCCAGGAGAAUGACGACUGGUCUCGACAAACUGGUAGAAGCAGCUGCAAGCGUAGAUAUACUGAAGAAAGAAUUGGAACUUAAAGGUAUAGAGAUUGAAGAAGCUACCGCUAAAGCAGAGGAGGUGUUACAAGCCGUAGCAGUUUCACAAGCGGCAGCCGAAGUAGUGAAAGCAGAGGUGUUGGAAGUAAAAGAUCGCGCCGUGAAGCUCGUGGCAGUAAUAGCAGCAGAGACUGCCGUCGCGGAAGAAAAACUUGCAGCCGCACGACCCGCGCUCGAAGCUGCCGAGGCUGCAUUACUGACAAUUAAUGCUGGUGACAUUGCUACUGUAAGAAAACUGGGCAAACCACCGUUCCUCAUCACACUUAUUAUGGACGCCGUAAUUAUACUCUUCAGAAAGAAAAUUGAUCCUAUCAAGCCAGAUCCUGAGAAAAACUUUUUGACUGCUUCUUGGGGUGAAUCAUUGAAGGUCAUGGCUGAUUCAAGAUUUUUGAAUAACUUGAAAUUUUACCCUAAAGAUGAAAUCAAUGCUGAAAUGGUGGACUUGUUGCAACCAUAUUUCCAAUACCCUCAGUACACGUUUGAAGCGGCUAAAGUUGCUUGCGGUAACGUCGCUGGUUUAAUUUCGUGGACUAUUGCCAUGGCUCAGUUUUACUCUGUGAACAAAGACGUCUUACCCUUAAAAGCUAAUUUGGCUGUAAUGCAGGGGAAAUACCAAGCUGCAAAGAAAGAGCUCGAUACCGCAGAGGCUCUGUUAGCAGCAAAGGAGCGUGAGUUGGCUGGUGUCCAGCGGCAAUUCGAUGAGGCUAUGACAUUGAAGCAAGCCGUGUUGGACGACGCUGCCAAAUGCCAGGAGAAGAUGGAUGUGGCCACCUGUCUGAUCAAUGGGUUGAGCGGAGAGAGAGUCCGGUGGACUGAACAGUCCGCUCUGUUCAAGUCGGAAAUUGAGCGGCUCAUUGGGGAUAUAGUUCUCUUAUGCGGAUUUUUGUCGUACUCGGGUCCGUUCAAUCAAGAGUUCCGACAACUUUUAAUAAGGAAUUGGUUGAAUGAGUUGAUUAGAAGAAAAAUACCCGUCUCUAUUAAUUUAAAUAUUACGGAACAACUCACGGAUACUGCUACGAUUGGCGAAUGGAACUUAUACGGUCUGCCAACGGAUGAUUUAUCAAUUCAAAAUGGCAUAAUCGUCACAAAGGCCGCGCGCUUUCCUUUACUGAUUGAUCCGCAAACCCAGGGCAAGAUCUGGAUCAAAAAUAUGGAGAGAUACAACGAACUCAUUGUCACGACGCUUAAUCAUAAGUAUUUCAGGAACCACGUAGAAGAUUGCGUGUCACAGGGAAGACCAAUGUUGAUUGAAGAUGUUGCAGAAGAAUUGGAUCCAGCUUUAGAUAACAUUCUUGAAAAAAAUUACAUCAAAAUAGGUUCUACGUAUAAGGUAAAACUAGGAGAUAAGGAGAUAGACGUGACAGCUGGCCAUAAGAUAUACAUCACGACAAAACUUCCUAACCCUGCCUACACUCCUGAAGUUUCAGCGAGAACCUCCAUUAUAGAUUUCACUGUAACCAUGCAAGGUUUGGAGGAUCAGCUACUAGGUCGCGUGAUUUUAACUGAAAAGGCAGAAAUGGAAGCGGAACGUACGCAGUUGAUAAAGGACGUGACUGCGAAUAGGAGGAAAAUGCAAGAGUUAGAGGCAAACCUCUUGCACAAACUGACUACUAUUCAGGGAUCACUGGUUGAAGAUGUAUCGCUAAUUCAAGUGCUGAAUAUUACAAAGAGUACAGCUACUGAGGUAAAGGAAAAACUUGAUAUAGCAAGAGAGACUGAGAUAAAAAUAAACUUGGCAAGAGAAGAAUUCCGGCCAGUGGCAACCCGAGGUUCAGUCUUGUAUUUCCUUAUAUGCAACAUGUCUCUUGUUUGCAAUAUGUAUCAAACCUCGCUGGCUCAGUUUCUAGAACGAUUUGAUAUAUCCAUGGAGAGAUCGCAGCCCAGUCCUAUAACACAGAGAAGAAUUGGGUUUAUUAUUGAUUAUCUGACAUUUGACGUCUUCAAGUAUAUAUCCAGAGGGUUUUAUGAAACGCAUAAAUAUUUGUUUACGUUGCUGUUGACGCUCAAAAUAGACAUGCAAAGAGAAUAUGUAUCAUUUGUCGAAUUUCAGACACUCAUAAAAGGUGGCGCCGCUUUGGAUCUCAAUGCGUGUCCUCCGAAGCCAUUUAAGUGGAUAACGGACAUGUCAUGGUUGAAUUUAGUGUACCUCACUGGCCUGCGUCAAUUCACUAAUAUAUUAAACCAAAUCACGAACAACGAAAAAGGAUGGAAAAAUUGGUUCGAUAAAGAGGCACCAGAAGAAGAAACAUUGCCCGAUGGGUAUCACACUCUAGACGUUUUCCGAAAGCUGUUAGUGGUGCGGUCCUGGAGCCCCGACAGGACUCUCGCGCAAAGUUUAAAAUAUGUUGUAUCUUCAAUGGGUCAAAGAUAUUCAGAAGCUGUAAUUGUUAAUUACGAGAACAUGGUUCUGGAAUCCCGACCCCUGGUUCCAUUGAUUGGCUUCUUGGCCAUGGGUUCAGACCCCACGCCGAACAUUGAGGUAACAGCUAAACGAAUGGAGUGCGUCUGUUCCGCUAUAUCCAUGGGCCAAGGACAGGAAGUUCAUGCUAGGAAGUUAAUAGAACGCGCCUUAAAGGAGGGAAUGUGGGUUUUAUUACAAAACUGCCAUUUGGGCUUGGAAUACAUGGUAGAAGUUAUGGAGCAGUUUUCCGAGUUAGAAAAGGAACCGGAGAAGGUUAAUGAGAUUUUCAGAUUGUGGAUAACCACUGAAGUUCAUCCCAAAUUUCCGAUUACAUUAUUGCAAAUGUCUAUUAAAUACACUUGCGAACCUCCAUCAGGUAUCAAGGCCGGUCUUAUGAGAACAUAUGACUCCAUGAGCCAGGAUUUCCUCGACUACAGUGACAGCCCGUACUAUCUGCCCUUAAUCUACACCAUAUCGUUCUUACAUACCGUAGUGCAAGAGAGACGUAAAUUCGGUCCCCUCGGUUGGAACAUACCUUAUGAGUUCAAUUCGGCGGAUUGGUUGGCAUCUUGCAUGUUUGUUCAGAAUCACUUAGAUGGGUUGGAACAAGGCGAAUAUGUUAGUUGGACAACAAUACGGUAUAUGGUAUCAGCGGUGCAAUACGGCGGUCGCGUGACUGACGACUACGACAAUCGUCUCCUUGUUACAUUCUGCCGCGUUUGGUUCACCGACCAACUCUUCACUGAAGAUUUCCAGUUCUACAAGGGCUAUGGAAUCAUGAAAUUUAAGAAUAUUCCGGAAUACCUCGAGGAGAUUGACAAAAUGAAGACGGUUGAUCCGCCCCAAGCAUACGGACUGCAUACAAACGCUGAUAUUACUUACCAACGGAACAAGACUCAGGCUCUCCUGGAUACAAUUCUGUCUAUUCAACCCAAAGAAUCAUCUGGCGGUGGCGGGGAAUCUCGAGAAGCAUCAGUGUACAGACAAUCCAAAGAAAUGCUAGAAAAGAUUCCCCCGAAUUUCGAUCCUUUCCAAGUAAAAGAAAGGUUAAGGAUAAUGGGCCAGUAUAAUUCAAUGGUCAUUUUCCUUCGACAAGAAAUCGACCGAAUGCAAAAAGUUAUUGGUUUGGUGCGAACUACUUUAAAAGAUUUACUUCUGGCUAUUGACGGCACUAUUAUUAUGAAUGAGGCGCUGCGCAAUUCCCUAGACAGCAUUUACGACGCAAAAGUGCCAGCGAUCUGGACGAAAGGUUCAUGGUCGUCGUCCACUCUCGGUUUCUGGUUUACGGAGUUUUUGGAGCGCAACAUACAGUUCUCAACUUGGUGCUUCGUAGCAAGGCCGAACUCUUUUUGGAUGACUGGAUUCUUCAAUCCGCAAGGCUUUCUUACGGCGAUGAGACAAGAAGUAACUAGAGCCCACAAGGGUUGGGCUUUGGACAUGGUCGCUCUGCAUAACGAUGUCACCAAGUUUAUUUUAGAAGAUGUGAAAGCGCCUCCACCUGAAGGCGUGUAUGUCCACGGCCUGUUCCUAGACGGAGCGAGCUGGGACCGACGGAACUUCCGUCUUUGUGAAUCUACGCUCAAAGUUCUCUACACAUCCCUGCCAGUGAUACAUGUAUAUGCGAUUAAUUCUACUGCCCCAAAGGACCCCAAAUUAUAUACGUGUCCCGUAUAUAAGAAGCCAGUACGAACCGGAUUGACAUUUAUCACGCCUCUAUGGAUGCCGACGAUCAAAAACCCCGACCACUGGGUACUGCGUGGAGUUGCCAUACUGUGUGAUAUUAAAUAAACUACUGAUACGUCUGGUAAAACACAUUGUCCUACUGAAAUACAGUAUUCCUGUCAGCCUCACUUCUCACUAAAGAAACCUUAAAAAUUAAGGAAGACAUGCUGAUUCAUAGCAUUAUUGCUUAUUUUUUCUAAGAGCCCCAUAAAUGUAGGUGGCCUAUCUGUAAGAAAGGUACGUGUACCUAAUGAAAUAAAGAUAUAUUAUGAGAAUUUUACUCUUUUAGAAUGAUAUUUUUAUAAUAUUUUAUGCGGCUCUACAUAAGGUUGUUGAAAGUGUGAUGGAAACUGUUCAUUUUAUAUAUUUUAUACGUUUUGAUAAAUAAUAUAGUCAGAA